This is a messenger RNA of Eimeria maxima, 609 nucleotides long. RefSeq lists its product as hypothetical. The coding region runs from base 1 to 609 and encodes 202 amino acids. Lineage: Eukaryota; Apicomplexa; Conoidasida; Eucoccidiorida; Eimeriidae. The record is from RefSeq and is a predicted model, not a curated record. The transcript has a single exon.
AUGCCAAUAGGGGAGCUAGCUUCCUUAUCUAAGGAAGGGGAGGAGGAGGAGGAGGAGGAGGAUGAGCAGCAGCAGCAGCAGCAGCAGCAGCAACAAUUAUUGCUCCAGCAGCAAUUGCAGCAGCAUCUACAACUGCAGCAGCAGCAGCAGCAGCAAAAUGAUGAUCUUAUAGAUUUUAGGGAAUUUCUUGCUGUUAAUCCUUCUCUUAUACAGCAGCAGCAGCAGCAGCAGCAGCAGCAGCAAAUACUGUUACAGCAGCAGCAAGAAUUACAACAGCAACAGCAACAAUUGCAGCAACAAUUGCACCAUCAGCAGUUGCAGCAACAGCAGCAACAGCAACUGCAGCAGCAACAGCAACAAUUGCAGCAACAACAGCAACAAUUGCAGCAGCAGCAGCUCUUACAACAGCAGCAACAGUUAUUGCUGCAGCAACAACAACUGCAGCAACAACAGCAACAACUACUGCAGCAACAACAAAUACUACUGCAGCAGGAACCACAGCAGCAGCAGCAGCAGCAGCAGCAGCAGCAGACACAAUACCCACCAACGCCAGCAGCAAAGACACCACUUAAAUUUAGUAAGAAACACACAGAGGAGGAAGAAGCAUAA